AUGCAGCAACGGACACCUGUCCUUAGCAGUGCGCCAUCCAUAUAUAUGUUUGCAUGUGUUUGUGGGCCGCCGCCACCCUACCCACAUAAUCAUGGAAGUCAAACUAAUCCAACGCCUGCAAAACGAGCAAAAGAUGAUGAUACUGAAAUGUCCACGAUUAAUAAUAGAUCAGAGAAAAUACAAAUUAAUACACAAUUCUCACAACAAAAUAAAAAAAUAUUUGGUGCGCAGCAAGAAAAACUUGGACCACAGCUAAACGCUUCAAACUUUCGUCCUCUUAAUAACAGUAUGUCUUCAUCAGCAACGCAUGAAAGUGAUGUUUCACCUGGAAGAAUAAAUACGUAUUUUUCUGAUGCAUCACCAAUUAAAAUUAUUAAAGAAGAAUCAGUUGAUAUGGAACAAAAUGUUUCUUCGAAAAAUGAGGUUUCAUUAGGUCAAUCAAUUAGUACAUGCAGUCAAAACUCUACGGAAUUAAUUGAAGACUUUAACCAAAGUUAUACCGAUGAUAGCAAAAACUAUGUUAAGCAUGAAAGCUCAACACAAAGCACUGAUGAUAGUUAUAUUAUUAAACAGAAGACUAAAAUUGAAUAUGAUAUUAAUCCCGAUACAUCACCAAAAUUCAAUAUACACAUGGAGUCUAAGCAAUUAUGGUCUGCAGUACAGCUUUUACCCGUUCAUGAGCCACCGAACAAUUUUACCGUUUUUUUGAGAAAUGCCCCCCCGCCAACGCCACCGGAUUGUCCCCCACAGAAACUUUCAAGGGAACAACUCUUACCACCAACCCCGUCGGUCCACUUGGAAAAUAAAAAAAAUGCAUUUAGUCCACAGUUGCAGGAGUUUUGUCUAAAGCAUCCUAUUGCAGUUGUACGCGGCUUAGCAGGCGCUCUUAAAUUAGAUUUGGGACUUUUUUCAACUAAAACACUAGUCGAAGCUAACCCGGAUCACAGCGUAGAAGUCAGAACCCAAGUGAACCAGUCUCCUGAUGAAAACUGGGAUAUAUCUCAAGCAAAGAGAGUUUGGGCUUGUAUAUCUCAUCGAUCUCAUACAACUAUAGCAAAAUAUGCUCAGUAUCAGGCAUCAAGCUUUCAAGACAGUUUAAAGGACGAAGGCGACAAAGGCUCAGUUGGAUCGCAAGUGAUGUCGGACUCCGAUUCGAAGGACUCUGUAUCUAAUUCAAAUAUUAAUUUAAAACGCAAAAAAACAAAAAACGGUAGUAAAAUGCUAAGGUUCGGAACCAAUGUUGAUCUUUCUGAUGAACGAAAAUGGAAACCGCAAUUAAGCGAAUUACAAAAAUUACCAGCUUUUGCAAGAGUAAUUUCUGCUGCCAAUAUGUUGUCUCAUGUAGGUCACGUCAUUUUGGGAAUGAACACUGUGCAAUUAUAUAUGAAAGUGCCUGGAAGUAGAACACCUGGGCAUCAAGAAAAUAAUAAUUUUUGCUCAAUUAAUAUUAACAUUGGUCCAGGAGACUGCGAAUGGUUUGCAGUCCCAGAUUCUUAUUGGGGUGGCAUCCACAAUCUUUGUGAAAAAAACAAUAUCAGCUAUUUACACGGCUCGUGGUGGCCUGUUUUAGAAGAUUUAUAUAAAGAAAAUAUUCCAGUCUACCGGUUCAUUCAGAAGCCUGGAGACCUAGUUUGGGUAAAUGCUGGUUGCGUUCACUGGGUACAGUCUGUAGGAUGGUGUAAUAAUAUAGCAUGGAAUGUAGGACCACUAACUGCACGACAGUAUUCUCUUGCCAUUGAGCGUUAUGAGUGGAACAAACUUCAAAGUUUUAAAAGUAUUGUACCUAUGGUGCAUUUAAGCUGGAACUUAGCAAGAAAUAUUAAAGUUUCAGAUGUCAAACUCUUUGAGUUAAUAAAAAUGUGCUUGUGUCAAUCUUUAAAAAACGUUUUUCACAUACAAGAAUUUGUGAAGUCUAAAGGCGUUGAAAUACGAUUUAAUGGGCGUGGAAAAAACGAAGCGUCACACUAUUGCGGACAAUGCGAAGUUGAAGUAUUUAACGUUUUAUUUAUAAGAGAGCAAGAGAAAAGACAUGUGGUCCAUUGUUUACCAUGUGUGUUGAAACUAUCACCAUCAUUACAAGGCAUUGUUUGCUUGGAAGAGUACCGAUUGUCAGAGCUGGAGCAUGUGUACGACUCUUUUACAUUAUAUAGAACCCAAGGACUUGGACAAACACAUUAACUUAACAUAAGUAAAAUUAUAUUCUUAUAUUUUUUCUUACAAUGAACGUUUUGUACACCGAAAAGAAAUUAUUAAAUUUAUAUAGUUCUGAAACAUUUU
Molecule: messenger RNA, 2277 nt
Organism: Drosophila navojoa
Lineage: Eukaryota; Metazoa; Arthropoda; Insecta; Diptera; Drosophilidae
Gene: Utx
Product: Utx histone demethylase
Biological process (GO): regulation of gene expression
Cellular component (GO): MLL3/4 complex
Molecular function (GO): chromatin DNA binding; protein binding; histone H3K27me2/H3K27me3 demethylase activity
Source: RefSeq, a predicted model, not a curated record